UAUGUCAAAAAACCCAAAUGUCAAUUAAAUGUAACCUCAAAAAUUCACGUUGAAUUUUGUAAACAUAGAUGGUUUGUUUAUAUACUAAUUUAUAGUAAAGUUAAAAUAAAACAUGGCAGAACAAGUAAAUCAACGUAUUGAGGGUAUGAUAAAUGAGUUGGAGCAGAUGAAAAGGUUAAAUUUGUACGAUGACGAUGAAAUAAAAGAAAUAUCCCGUAAACGUAAAGAGUUUGAGUAUAGAAUACAACGAAGAGUAAAAGAAAAGGAUGAUUUUGUACACUACAUUGCGUAUGAGUUAGCGUUACUUGAAGAUAUAUCACUCAGGCGAAAGAAAGCACAUCUAUCUGAGAAAAGAAGCGACAUAGAAUAUGCUAUAGCCAAACGUCUGAAUAAGAUUUUCAAACAAUUUAUCUAUAGAUUUCAAAAUAACAUUGAAAUUUAUUUUGAAUACAUCAAAUUUUGUAGAAGCGUUGGCUUUCAACAUGCCAUUUCUGGAAUUAUUAGUCAGAUGUUAUUGGUGCAUGGUGAUAAACCUAAAAUGUGGCAGAUGGCUAGCAAAUGGGAGAGUAAAGAACAGCAGAACUUUGAAAGUGCCAGAGGUUUCUUACUUAAAGGAAUUCAUAGACAUCCAGAGUCUGACAUUCUUUAUAUAGAUUUGUUUGAAGUUGAACUCAUUCUCGCUUUUAAAGCUAAAGAUGAUGAACAAAAGGAAAUUUGCAUUAAAAGGGCUGAUGUUGUAUGGAAAAAUGGUAUAAAAACUGUUGGGGAUAUAACAUUCCUGUUUAAAGUUUGUGAUUUAGCUAUGAAGUGUGGAGUUGAGGAACUAAUCAAGAGUAUUAAAGAAGAGAUAUGGUCUAGAAAUGACCAAAAAGAAGUAUGGAUUUACAUUGCUGAUAAAGAAUUAGAGGGUUACCAUUGGGAAGUGAUUGAAGAAUUUAUUAAUGAAGACUAUCAUUUUUCAAAGGAAAUUAAAAAUUAUGUUUCUGUAUAUGAAGAGGCUUUGCAACGGUUUCCGGAUGAGAAAUUAUGUACAAAAUUCAUCCAUGGCAUAUUGAGGCUGAACGACACAUUGUGCACAGAUUUACAAAAAAUCAGAAUUGUAAAACAAGCUUGGAUGUUUGGCCAUGAGAAUGGAGUGCUCUCAAAUGAUAUGUACGCCUUUGGUAUUGAGUUAUUGAAGUUUGAAAAUACAUUAUCGACUGAAGAUUUUAAACAGAUUAUAGAUACAGCAUUGGUUAAAAAUCCGAAUGCAAUGUUUUUAUGGAAGGAAAAAUUACUUUUAAACACUAAAGAUGAAAAGCAACAGUUAUUAAUACUGAAGGAAGCUGGAAAAGUUUUUAAGGCUAAAGAUUAUUUGCACCUUUGGAAUGUCUUGUUGGACAACAUACAAACAAGUGAAGCAUUAAAAAGUUGCUAUGAAAAGUUUAAAAAUUGCGAAGAAGCUGUAUUAUUAGCCAUUAAACCUAAACUUCUAAACAAAAUGUAUAAAUGCAGCGGAUUGAAAGCAAGUAGAGAUUUGUAUGAAGAAUUCAUCAGAACUCCGCCAACACAAAUUGAAGUUCACACAGUCAUGAUAGAUAUAGAGAAAUCACAACCGAAGCUUAAUUUAAAAAAUAUCAGAAAAUGUUUUGAAUGUCUUGUCCAACAUCAUGGAGCAAAUAGCGUACAGGUCUGGAUAGACUAUAUUAAUUUUGAAACACAAAAUGGUAGCCCUCAAAACACUCCAGCAAUCUACAGAAGAGCAGUAGCUGUACUCAAGAAAGAAUUAGUAGAUGAAUUUAUUAAAAAUCAAACAUUAUCAAGAAUAAAGUAGACAUUUGUUUUAUUUUGUAAUUGGUU
Molecule: messenger RNA, 1839 nt
Organism: Papilio polytes (common Mormon)
Lineage: Eukaryota; Metazoa; Arthropoda; Insecta; Lepidoptera; Papilionidae
Product: U3 small nucleolar RNA-associated protein 6 homolog
Exons: 8
Coding region: 113-1813 (566 amino acids)
Biological process (GO): maturation of SSU-rRNA from tricistronic rRNA transcript (SSU-rRNA, 5.8S rRNA, LSU-rRNA)
Cellular component (GO): Pwp2p-containing subcomplex of 90S preribosome; small-subunit processome
Molecular function (GO): snoRNA binding; protein binding
Source: RefSeq, a predicted model, not a curated record